This is a messenger RNA of Coccinella septempunctata (seven-spotted ladybird), 2520 nucleotides long. RefSeq names its product hepatocyte growth factor-regulated tyrosine kinase substrate (gene Hrs). The coding region runs from base 135 to 2297 and encodes 720 amino acids. Gene Ontology annotation, molecular function: phosphatidylinositol binding; ubiquitin binding; metal ion binding. The record is from RefSeq and is a predicted model, not a curated record. The transcript has 11 exons. NCBI's taxonomy places the organism in Eukaryota, Metazoa, Arthropoda, Insecta, Coleoptera, Coccinellidae.
UUUUUGACGUUUGUAAUCAAAAUCAGCUGUUCAUUAGUUUUAUCAUUUUAUCAUUAAUUAACAGGAACUUUGGGAAAAGUUGUUUGAGUGAUACGAUAUCAUUCUUCAAGAAAUACGUUUUGAGCAAAAUAUUCAUGAUGAAUAUGGUUGGAUAUAGUCAGUUUGGAAAAAUGCUGGACAAAGCAACCAGUCAGUAUUUAAUGGAGCCUGAUUUGCCCACUACAUUGAGUAUAUGUGAUAUGAUUAGACAAGGAGAUGUACCCCCAAAGGUUGCUUUUACUUCCUUGAAAAAGAAGUUGGGUUCUGCUAACCCACACACCCUUUUACAUUCUCUUAUGGUUUUGGAGAGUAUUGUUAAGAAUUGUCCAACUGUUCAUGAGGAACUGGCUGCGAAAUCUUUCCUUGAUACUCUCCAUGACCUAGUCAAAACCACUUCACAUAGCAAUAUACGCAACAAAAUUUUGGAAUUGCUGCAGACUUGGUCACAUGUGUUUAAGAACAACUCGAAAUUCGAAGCCUUGAAUGAUAUUGUGAACCAAAUGAAAGGGGAAGGAUUCAAAUUUCCUGCUCUACGUGAAAGUGAAGCGAUGUUUUCUGCUACAAAUGCCCCAACAUGGGUGGACGGGGAAGCUUGUCAUAGAUGCAGAGUGCAAUUCAACCUUAUCACUCGUAAGCACCAUUGUAGAGCUUGUGGCCAAGUAUUUUGUGGGACUUGUACUAGGAAUACAACGACUUUACCUAAGUUUGGUAUUGAAAAAGAGGUUAGAGUGUGUGAUUCCUGUUAUGCAGAAGCUUCAAAAUCCUCAACUGUUAAAGUUUCUAGUAAAACUGAGGAUCUUCCAUUUGAAUAUUUGAAAAGCAGUUUGUACCAACAGAAACAGCAACCUACCAAGAAGACAGAUGAUGAACUGCAAGAGGAAGAGGACUUACAGAUGGCCAUUGCACUCAGUCAGUCGGAGGCUGAAAAUAAAGAAAAAGAGAGGGAAAGAGCUGCUAGAAUGAAAGCUUCUUCCUCGCCUACCUACAGUUUUAAAGCAGCCCCAGAGUCUCGUCCUGUGGAACCUGUGCAACCUGAAGAGGAAGCUCUGAAUCCUGAACUUGCCAAAUACUUGAAUCGUUCUUAUUGGGAAUCACGUACCCCAGCAAAUUCUUCUGAUAACAUCAGGCCAACAAGUCCUUCAGCGCCAUCUGUUACAUCGAUUCCCCUACAGAAUCACGACCAAAAAUAUAAGGUCAAAGAGAACGGUCUGAUAAACAACGAGUUGGAAGAUUUCAUAAACACCUUGAGAUCGCAAGUAGAAAUUUUCAUCAACAGGAUGAAGAGUAACUCCAGCAGAGGAAGAUCCAUCGCCAACGACACUAGCGUUCAAACGUUAUUCAUGAAUAUAACCACAAUGCACUCGACGCUUCUCGAAUACAUAAAGGAGCACGAUGACAACCGUCUUCAUUUCGAGAGACUGCAAGACAAGCUGACCCAAGUCAAAGACGCAAGGGCUGCUCUGGACGCCCUUCGGGAGGAACACAGGGAGAGACUUCGAAGGGAGGCCGAGGAAGCUGAAAGAUUGAGGCAGAUUCAAAUGGCUCAGAAGCUGGAAAUUAUGCGGAAGAAGAAACAGGAGUAUCUGCAGUAUCAGAGGCAGCUGGUUCUCCAGCGGGUGCAGGAGCAGGAGAGGGAGAUGCAGAUGAGGCAGGAGCAGCAGAAACAGGCUUUCAUGGGCGGCCAGCAGUAUCCCAUGGGAUAUAUGGUCUCCCAGUUUCCGCCGAAUAGCGCGCCACCUGUCGGGCCUUACCACCAGUACGGCCCAGUGGGACCCCAUCCGGUCAUGGUGGGACAGGGUAUGAUGCCCGGACAACCUCCACAGAGCGCCCCGCCCCAAAUGGGACAUAUGGGUGGGCCCAAUCAAGGUGCUGUCGGCCACCAACAAAUGCUACCACCUAACUACAAUCCCACAGCUGGACAAACUAACCCUCCUCCCAAUCCUGGCAUUCAAGGACCUCCAAUGCACAAUCAAGAUCCGGCAGCGCAGCAGUUGCCUCCUCAAAUGCAACAACAAAUGGGAAUGGCAUACCCACCUCAACAAAUGUUAAAUACAGCUCCCAUCAUGUCUAUUGGUCAACCUCCUAACCAAAACUCUAGCCAAGCUCUGAUGGGUCCAAGGCCUGGGACUAACACCCAGCAGUUCCCACAACAACCUGGGGCACCACCAGCAAGUCCACAGGUACCUCAGCCACCCCAACAGCCUCAACCUCCGCCAAAAGAAGAAACACAGACGGCUGAGUUGAUAAGUUUUGAUUGAUGCAAUAAAUGUUAAGGUAUACUCUACAGGUUAUGUCCCUUUAUAAAUAAACAUAGACUAUACAAACUUCUUUCUAUAUAGCACAUAAUGUGUUAUUUUACUGUACUGAUGAUGGUCAGGUUAUGAAAUAUUUCUUUAUUAAAUAGUUUAUAUUUUGCAUAUUCCUAUUUUUAUUGCUUGUAAUGUUUCGUUGGUGUUAUUGAAUAAAAUGAACUUUAUGAUA